AGACUAAACUCAGACAUGGUUGAUGCACAGGAAUUACAUUGGAUAUGCAGCGUACCGUUAGGUGCUACUAUUGCUGCAUUCGGAAUCCUCGGAAAUAUUAUUUCCAUCCUCAUAUGGCAACGCAUCAUUAAAUCCAAACUACGCGGGAAUCAAUCUACUGCACUGUAUUUAAUCGCUUUGGGAGUAUGCGACACUGGUUUAUUAGUAUUCUUUUUGUUAACCGAUACAAUAAAAGCAAAUCAUCCCGAAAUUGUGAAUAACUACUCAUAUGCAGCAUUUUUCUCUUGGUUUGGCUUUCCCAUUUUUUUCAUCUUCUUAGUAGCAAGCAUAUGGUUGGUGGUUGGAGUCACACUUAAUCGAUUUUUUAUGAUUACUUUCCCAACUAAAGUGAAAAGUAUGUACACAACAAACAGAACAUAUAUGGGCAUUGCUGUUUUUCUCGCUUUCUCAGUCAUCAUUAACAUACCACACUUCUUCAGUUACCACCCAAAAGAGACCAAUGGAACAUAUACGCUCGCGUUAACAGAAUAUGGUGAAUCGCAAGGAUCAAUUGAUUAUGAGUUUUGGGUGCAUUGCAUAUUUGUUGUUUUAGCACCAUGGUUUACCAUAGCUGUGCUAAAUGCAUCAAUUGUAUACAAGCUCACGCAGCAGAUGAAAAAGUUUGAUUCAAAAAAAGAUUCCAAGGGAAGCAGUAAACGAGACAAACAAGAGAAACAGAUGACAAGAAUGUUGCUGGCUGUUACGUUUUCAUUCCUCGUUUUACUUGCAUGGCAAUGUGUAACCCAAUGCUUCUGGAUGCUUGGUGUUGGCAAAGAAGACAAAAAGAGCUCAAGAUGGAAUCUAAUUGAUAGUUCAUUUGCAUUUGCAAAGACUGGUGUUGUUAUCAAUUCUUCAAUCAAUUGGAUAUUCUAUUGUCUUACUGGAACAAUGUUUCGAAAGGAGAUGAUAAAGAUGUUACCACUAACAAGAAUUAAAAGAGGAUCUUUUACAACUUCCUCGAAUUUCAAAUCGUCCACAAAGGGAACACAAGAUACCGUAUUUGCCAAUAGCAAUGUUUGAAGUUAGUAUAUCCACAUCAAUUUCCAAACACAUUAAUCUUUCUUUAACUGUAAAUAACACGAAUUGACAAAAAUCCGCCACGAUAUGAAAUAAAAAACAAAGAAAGAGGAAUAAUUUAGACGGGAAUAAGAUAAAGAAAAGGAUAAAGACAGAGAAGAAAAAAUGAAAAACAUUAAACUAUAUGCAAGCAACAAUGUAAUUGCAUUUUCUGUAAAAUAAAUUUUGUUAAAAGUAA
Hydractinia symbiolongicarpus is the source of this 1294-nucleotide messenger RNA. Its product is annotated as G-protein coupled receptor daf-37-like. Gene Ontology annotation, cellular component: membrane. Gene Ontology annotation, molecular function: G protein-coupled receptor activity. The coding region runs from base 16 to 1059 and encodes 347 amino acids. The transcript is spliced from 3 exons. Lineage: Eukaryota; Metazoa; Cnidaria; Hydrozoa; Anthoathecata; Hydractiniidae. Gene Ontology annotation, biological process: G protein-coupled receptor signaling pathway. The record is from RefSeq and is a predicted model, not a curated record.